UUUUAUUUAUUAAUUAAAAAUUUAUAUUGAUAACUUUGAUAACCUUUUAGAGUUAUCUAUGUUAAAGAGGUUUAGCGACUUUUGUCCUUACGAGCUAAUUGGUAAGAAGCAGGAAUUUUAUUUGUGUUUUACAUUUGAUAGUAGAGGUGUAGAGGUAUUAUUUAUAUAUACAUAAUAUAUAUAUUUCAAGAGAAUGUGUGACAAUUAUGAGGAAUAUUUAACAACCUACAUUGAAGAUUCAUCUAAAUUAGCUCUUUUGUUGGAUUACGAUGGAACCUUAACACCAAUUGUGGCUCAUCCUGAUUUAGCUACAAUACCGCCACAAACUAAAAGUGUUUUACACAGCUUAUCUUUAAUGUCUGGAAUAUUUGUAGCAAUUAUAUCUGGGAGAAAUGUAAAUAAUGUAAAAGAGAUGGUAGGAAUAGAUAAUAUUACAUAUGCAGGUAAUCAUGGAUUAGAGGUUUUGUAUCCCAAUGGAACAAGAUACGUUCAUCAGUUACCAACAGAAUUUAAUCGACAAGUUAAUGAACUUAUCCAGAAACUAGAAAACAGUGUUGUUAGAGAUGGAGCUUGGAUUGAAAAUAAAGGAGCCUCCUUAACAUUUCAUUUUAGAGCAACGCCAGAAAAUUUAAGGAAUGAAAUAGAAAAAACUGCACAAAAAAUUAUUGAAGAUGCAAAUUUUAAAGUUGGGAAAGCACACUGUGCACUUGAAGCAAGACCGAAGGUAGACUGGAAUAAAGGAAAAGUUGCAUUAUUAAUAUUAAAUAAUGAAUACGGAGAAAAUUGGUCUAAAAAUGUUAAAGUAGUAUUUGCCGGAGAUGACACAACCGAUGAAGAUGCUAUGAGAGCUUUAAAAGGUAAUGCAGCAACCUUCAGAAUAUCUUCUUCAUUAAAUGUAGAAACUUGUGCAGAAAAACUACUUUCAUCUACUGAAGCAGUACGGCAAAUGUUAAUUUAUAUAGAAAAAUUGAUGUUAAAAAAUAUAAAUUUGUCAAAAUAGAUUCAAUAUUAUAUGAAAAGACUCACUGGAGAACAAAAAAAUAGAUUUGUCAACUGUACUGUAGUUGUAGUUUAUAUUAUAGAUACCUCAUGGAGACGGUUAAUUCCAAUUUUGUUACAGAAUAUUUCAUAUUAUUUUUAAGUGCAAAGGAAAAUACAUAAUUCUUAAAU
Molecule: messenger RNA, 1170 nt
Organism: Anoplophora glabripennis (Asian longhorned beetle)
Lineage: Eukaryota; Metazoa; Arthropoda; Insecta; Coleoptera; Cerambycidae
Product: probable trehalose-phosphate phosphatase 1
Exons: 1
Coding region: 194-1000 (268 amino acids)
Biological process (GO): trehalose biosynthetic process
Molecular function (GO): trehalose-phosphatase activity
Source: RefSeq, a predicted model, not a curated record